UUCUCUUAUUUUAUUCAGAUGUAGUUUCAUGCUGGUUUGUUCGAGCGAAGCAGUUCUUGGAGUUAAUGGCCUGCCAGCUUUUAGAAAAAGAUCAGAAAAAGUUUGGGGUUUUUUUCUAAAUUAGAAUGAAAUUGAGGUUCUCAGUAUUUAGAAUAUGAUGGUAUGUUUGUACGAAUACAAAAAAUACUCAGAGGGCUUUUUAGUAACUUCAGGCUAUUUUAGGGAAUCGUUUUAAAUUAUUGGACAAACUGUAGAGACUUCCUACAAUUAGAUUGUUUGCCCAACUUCUUUUAUGACCAAUACAAAUGAGUUAAAUAAAAAAGACUACAAUGAAGCUCAAAUAAAAAAUAAACCAAAAAAGUUGACUUAAAGCUCUGUUUAUAUCUGCGGGAAAUGUGCAGUCACACAGAGUCGUUUCACAAAAGCAGCAUCUCACAAACAGCCCCUUCUCCGCUCCCUCCUCAAGCGCCCGGUCACUGUAGCGCCGGUUCUAAUAAAAGGUUUUGGACAGAAGCGUGGCGGCUGGAGGGAAGUUGCUUUGAGACCCUGAAAUACGAGCUUGGUCAGCAAGGCCUUGUCCAUAGGACUCACAUGUCCUCCUGCCGUGUGGAUAAACCCUCAGAGAUAGUAGACGUUGGAGACAAAGUGUGGGUGAAGCUUAUCGGAAAAGAGAUGAAAGAUGACAAGCUGAAGCUUUCCCUCUCCAUGAAGGUUGUUAACCAAGGCACGGGAAAAGAUCUCGAUCCAAACAAUGUUUCCCUUGAUCAGGAUGAGAGGAAAAAACGCACGUUCAGAGACUUUACUAGUCAGAAGAUCACGCUUGAAGCUGUCUUGAACACCGUGUGCAAGAAAUGCGGUUGCAAAGGUCAUUUUGCCAAGGAGUGUUUCGUGCAGCCUGGAGGUACCAAAUACAGCCUCAUCCCAGAAGAGGAGGAAGAGGAAGGGGCAGCAGCAGGAUGUGAAAGAGAGAAAAAGAGCAGCCUGGCUGACGAUUCUUCAAAAAAAAGGAAAAAGAACGAAAAUUCAUGAUAGCCAUUUGCACGGGAAGGUCUCUCUCUGAUGUUGGUGUGGCCAUGGAAGAAGUCGGUGGAUCCUUGUUGGAGGCCAGUGUUGCUGGGCUUGGACAGAAAGCUGGAGCUCUAUAUUAAGCAUAUGUGAAAUAUUAAAAUAAUUUUUAGGGGCCCUUUCAUCUGUCUGCUGCUUUCCUUUACUUCCCAGAACCAAGGGGUGUUGGAGAAAAUAUCUCAUUUUUUGCAUGACGAUCAUUUCUUUUCCAAAGCAUCUUCCUACAAAAUAUACCUGAAAAAAAAUCUUCCAUCUUGUUCUGAUGGUUGGUCUACAUGAUAAUUUUGUGGGUAUUCAGGGAAUGAGAAAGGUGAGUUGAGCUGGGAUCAGAUUUGGAUCUUGGCUUAUUUGUGCACAAAAGCCGACCAUGCCGGCUGAUGCCUUCUGAGCCACUUGUGUUUCCGGCACCACUCGGGUUGGCGCUGGUUGCCCAACUGCCUCCAACGCUGGCCCGCUUUGGCUGGAGGGCGGUGGUUUCCAGAGCUGUAAGGCUGCCCCAGCACUCGGAGGGCACGGCCGGCUCCCGAGAGCUGCGGUCAGCGUUUCUCCUCCUCCUCCUCCUUGCUGGAAGAGGCGUUAAGCAACAAGCAGAGUGAUGCCAGCACAGGCAGGUCAGCCACUCUCCUCCCGUACUGCUUUCUAAUUAAAUAUAUACAAAUUGCUGAACUGCCUCAUGAAAUUGUCUUUGUCUGCCUUGGGACGCUCUGCCCAAUGCGAUGCCAGGGGAAGCUGUACCGUGAUGCUGAUCUCCGAGUAAUCUCUGCUUGGUAGUGCCUGUCUCAAAAUUGAGGGUUUUUUUUUCUGUCAGAGUUCCUUACAAGCUUUAUUCCAGCACCGGCUGUUCUUAUGCUGCACGUAAACGUCAGGUCUUGAGCUCAGCAUAGCUGUUGCUUCAGGGCGUUGUGGAAUCGCGGCCCGGGGGGCUCCGUGCUGCCCCUGCGUGCGUGGGGGAGAGGGUGGGAAGCUGUGAGAGCGGGAGGGUGCGCAGUCUGCGUGGACAUUGUGCAAAGAGUUGCUGCCGGCAAAAGGGCACGUUGCUCAUCCCGGCUGCCCUCCAGGGACGGCUGCAAGAAACUCUGGCUGGCGUUGCUCAGGCUUUCCUGCAAGCAGAAGGGCGUGUUGUCAUUAGCACUCCAGCCAUCAGCGCUGGUUUGCUGGCAGUCUGUGGGCCGAUGAUGUUGUGGGGACGCGGGGAUGGUGACCAGCUGGCUAUUUUAGAAACCCGUUUCGUUGGCAAAAAGGCUUCAUCCUGCCAACCUCUAUUAAUAAAGAGUAGCCUUAAAUAAUGGAGUAGGCUCUGACCAUGGAGGGACGGCAAGAACUCUCUUCUUGUGAUCUGACCAACAGUUUUCAGGCUUGGAUUUACAUUUUGAUACCCCCCUGCUCUGACAGCUGCCCUACCCUGUGGACUGACAGCGGUGGUUCAAUCCUGACUCACUGGGGUGGAAGCUGAGUGCACUUUCCAUGUCGGAACAGGCUCGCCCCUGUCACAGCUUGUAACACACUCAUUACAGAAAGUGUCUCGCUGCCCUGGUGAGCACAAGUGACAGUUUUGUCAUGUGCAAGGUUUUUUAAUUUAUUUUCCUUCAU
Grus americana (Whooping crane) is the source of this 2655-nucleotide messenger RNA. RefSeq names its product zinc finger CCHC-type containing 17 (gene ZCCHC17). Gene Ontology annotation, molecular function: RNA binding; zinc ion binding. Lineage: Eukaryota; Metazoa; Chordata; Aves; Gruiformes; Gruidae. Gene Ontology annotation, biological process: RNA stabilization. The record is from RefSeq and is a predicted model, not a curated record. The transcript is spliced from 6 exons. The coding region runs from base 394 to 1029 and encodes 211 amino acids.